Molecule: messenger RNA, 1008 nt
Organism: Rhodotorula toruloides NP11
Lineage: Eukaryota; Fungi; Basidiomycota; Microbotryomycetes; Sporidiobolales; Sporidiobolaceae
Product: RNA binding protein
Exons: 3
Coding region: 1-1008 (335 amino acids)
Molecular function (GO): RNA binding
Source: RefSeq, a predicted model, not a curated record
AUGAGCGACGCACCGGCGCAACAACCCGCGCGCAAGCUCACCAAGCGCGAGAAGAAGGCGCUCGAGUUCCGCGCGAAGAAGAAGGGCAAGGCGGUCGCGCCGAGCUUCGAGGACGAGGUUGCUGAGAUUGAGGAACGGGAGAACGGUGGACUGGACGCGGAGGAGGAGGAACAGGUGAAGAGCAAGGGCGACAAGGGGUCGAAGAAGCGGAGACGGGACGAUGAGGAAGAGGCGAAAGCGGAGGACGCGGCUGCGAACGAGGGCGAGGAGGAUCAACCGAAGAAGAAGAAGCGGCAACGUGGCAAGACAAAGGCUCAGCGGGAGAGAGAGGCGAGGGAGGCAGCGGCGAACGGAGAGGGAGGGGAGGGGCAUCACCGUCUGCUGCUCUUCGUCGGCAACAUGCCCUACACGAUCACGGUCGACGAGAUCAAGAAGCACUUUGAGCCAUGCGGCGAAGUCCCAACCGUCCGCCUCCUCACGCCCAAGAACGCCUCCUCCGACUCUUCCUCGAAACCCGCCUCCAAAGGCUGUGCCUUCCUCGAAUUCACCUCCGCCACCGCCCUCCAAUCCGCUCUCCGCUUACACCACUCGACCCUCUCCUCUCGCAAGAUCAACGUCGAGUUGACCGCCGGAGGAGGCGGAAACUCUGCGACUCGCCGUGCGAAAAUCGAGGAGCAAAGGAAGAAGUUGAAUACUGAGAGGGAGAAGGCGGCGAAGAACAAGAGAAUGAAGGAGGGCGAGCGCGAGGAUGGGAACAAGACGGGGAGGUGGAAGUUGGCUGCUGAGAAGCAGAAGAACGGUGGAGAGGGCGGCGAGGGAGCGGCUGAGGCGAGCGGCGAUGCGAAGGGCGCAAAGGGCGGAAAGAAGGUCAGGGACAGGCGGUUGAAGCCUGGAGCGCAGAAGGACGAGGCGGCGAAGCAGAAGAAGGCGGAGGCGUGGGCGCUCAAGGCGUCGACCGGCGCCAAUGCCAUCAAGCUUGCGAGUGGGUGGGGCAACAAGGCCAAGUAG